This is a messenger RNA of Thelazia callipaeda (thelaziosis nematode), 1128 nucleotides long. Lineage: Eukaryota; Metazoa; Nematoda; Chromadorea; Rhabditida; Thelaziidae. The record is from the annotation of a GenBank genome assembly.
AUGUUUGGAACAAGUAGUACUUUUGGUACAAGGCAAAGUAGCCUAUUUUCAUCACCUGCAACUGCAAAUUCGAAUCAGUUAAAUGAUAUCGAAGUCCCAUCACCUCCAGAUGAUACAGUCGAAGCACUGAAAUUUAAUCCAAAACUUCCCGGCCAACCAGUUCUGCUUGCUUCGGGUAGCUGGGAUUCAGUGGUUCGUGUAUGGCAGAUCAGUGAGAAUGGUCAGUGUGAAGCAAAAGCACAACAAAAUUUUCCUGGGCCAGUUUUGGAUCUUGACUGGAUUGAUGAUGGCACCAAAAUUUUUAUUGCUAGUGCCGAUAAACAAGCACGCGUUUGGGAUCUUGCUUCCAAUCAAGUGGCUGUUGUAGGAACUGCAAUGGAUUUGCAGCAUGACGAGCCUAUUAGAAAGUGUCAUUGGAUAAAAGCAACGAAUUACAGCUGUUUAAUGACUGGUUCUUGGGAUAAGACUUUACGGUUUUGGGAUAUGCGACAAUUACCAACACAAACAUCUUUAGCCACAGUCCAACUGGGGGAGCGUGUGCAUUGUGGUGAUGUAUUAUUUCCCAUGGCCAUUGUUGGUCUGGCUAAUAAGCGGAUGAAGAUAUACAAAUUAGACAACGAACCAAGUGAGGUAAAGGAUAUUGAAACUCCAUUGAAGUACCAAAGCCGAUGUGUUACAAUUUUCAAGGAUAAAACAAGUGGAUUACCGACCGGAUUUGCUCUUGGUUCAAUUGAAGGUCGAGUAGCAAUACAGUAUGUAGAAUCUUCGAAUCCUAAAGAUAAUUUCACUUUUAAAUGUCACCGCUCUCCAGAAUUGGUUAAUGGUUUUCAAGAAAUUUACGCUGUGAAUGAUAUUACUUUUCAUCCAAAUUAUGGAACGUUAGCAACGGUUGGUUCUGAUGGUCGAAUAUCAUUUUGGGAUAAAGAUGCACGAACGAAGUUGAAAACAUCAGAUCCUUUACCAGCGCCUAUUACGAGGUCUUGCAUGCAUCAUUCUGGACAAAUGAUGGCUUAUGCUAUUGGUUAUGAUUGGAGUAAGGGACAUGAAGGAUUUAAUUCACAAGCUGCCGGAAGCAAAAUUUUUCUGCAUGCAUGUGAUGAGGAUUUUAAACCAAAACCGAAAAAAUGA